AAAAGGAUGAAAAUAACUCUAGUAAAUAUACAACAUCUGUAUGAACGUGCGAAGAAUACACUCAUGUGCUUCGUGACCGGCGGCUUUAUAUCUGAGAUAAGUUACAUUCACACAACUGCUAUCGUAUGAAUUCUCACAACAAAAGUAGAAGUCUUUUUUUUUUACAGGAGUUCUUUGAAUACAGGCGUGAGCUCGUAUGUUGUUUACCAUGGAUUGCGUCAUCCUCACGUGUUGUAGCCAAGAUGGCCGCUCGGCGCCGAUCUUAUGAUGUUAUAUAAAACCGUACGAAUUCACUCAGACGAGUCUAUCGAUCACGGCCACAAUGAUAAACGGAAUUUUAAACACUACAGCCAUAAUGACGUAGAGCGCACCAGUGACAGACGUUCAGUGUGCUAAGGACCUACAUUACAGUCAGUAAAGAGCACACAGAGCCAGCCAAACAUACCGAUGAUGUAAAAUACUAGGGUUUAAAAGCAACGACGCAGUAUAGCGUGUAGUGUGUUACAAGACAGGACAUGCUCCGUAACUGGCUGACAUUUACCGGAAGUUCGAGAUGUUUGAAGCUGUAGAUGAGAGGGAUGAGGGUGUCCCGUUGCCCAAUGACACGGGCUACCAGACACGCUUUGUGGGUCACCAUCAAACCAGAGAGGAGUUAAAAACUGCCAUUAAAGGCAAAUGUCGGCUCCUUCAAGUGGUGGGGGGACCAGUGGUAGGAAAAAGUCGGCUGGCUGAGCAGAUUUGUAAAGAACUUAUAGAGGAGUCAGAAGACACCGGCACGAAGCUAAAAUUCGUCUCAAUCCUACUGAGGAACGCACAGAGUCUGCGAUUGGUCAAAAUGAAAAUCCUACAAGAGUUCUCUCAAAAGAGUACGUCCUUCUCCAUUGUUGACUUCCAAGACGAUAUAGAAUGGAUACUGAAGAGUCAAAAAAAGACAUACUUCAUGGUUUUGUUUAACGACUGUGACCAGAUGACCUCGACAAAUUCUUUGAGAACAGCUUUCUUGGAAAUAAUUUACGCCUUAGUCACUUUCCCAAGAGUUAAAGUCAUCAUCACAAGUCGGGUUCAGUUUUCGUUACCAAGAAUUAACGGUAGUUUUCAGAAAACUUGCCGCUUAAAAGGUUUGGAAGACGAAGAAGCUAUGGAACUUCUGUCGCAAGUAGCUCCCAACGUGGAUUUCACAUCCCACUACGAGGUCAUACUGGACAUAUGCUGUCGCCUUCCCCUUCUACUGAUUAUCGUGGGCCAAAAAUUAGAGGAAAAACGCCACAUGCUCUCCGUCAAGGAACUUUGCGAUUUUUGGGAGACGUCGCCUCUGGAGGGAUUAAGCGCAGACUUUGGUUCGGAUGAAGACAACAUCAAGAAAAUCAUAGCGAAGUUCGUGGCCUCACUUGACAAUUGCCUUCAGAAAUUCCUCUCCGUAUUUGCAUAUUUUCCCGGUACGUUCAGUGCGGACGCCGCCGCUUACGUCGCCGCCUUACCGAAGGUGUCCCAUGCUAAGGUGCUGGCGCUGAUCCCUCUAAAUGAUACAUCGGCUAUCGAGUAUGACAAGGGGCGCUACUCUAUCUUGCCCGUUAUCAGACGCCAUGCCAACGAAAAUCUGACGCACCUCAGAGACACAGACAGCGUUCGACACCGGUUUUGCCAUUUCUUCAGCAAAUUGCUGACCAAGGCAAACGCUGAUCUUGUCCGCCGGUCUACCGACGCCGUCUUUGGCCAGGUCUUUGAGGAAUGGGUGAACGUAGAGAAGGUGUUACGCGAAGGCGCCUUGCCCACAGCUGACCUUUUCAGGGUCAACAUGGAGAUAAUCCGAGAUGCCCCGGACAUUAUCACGGUAAUGGUGCCGGAGUCUGCGGAGCCAUUCUAUCGCCAGUGCUUGUCAGCGGCGGAGAUAUUUGGGACGGAGAAGGAUAUUGGUUGUAUUGAAGCUUGUAUAGGUUCUGCGGUGGGAUAUUCUAGAGGAAAUGGGCUACGGGAAGGCAUUGAAUUCCUUAAGAAAGCCGAAUCUAAAUUAACUCCAGAGGACGGUUACCAAUAUGUGAAACUCAUGGCUCAUUUUGAGUGGAAUUAUUUCAGACAAGGCAACAUGGUGGAAGCUGCGCGGUAUCAGCGGAAAGGCCUGGAAAUCACACCGUCAGGCCCUGAGGAGAGGCGGACGAUGAGACAACAGAUCGCUAUACGUAACCACCAAGCCCUGAGGCUCAUACGUAUGGGGAGAUGUAAAGAAGCGAUCACUAUACUACUUGACACCAUUGAAUAUGCUACCCAGAACUUCGAGUACAACCCCACUAUCAGAGUCAUGCUGAACUCCCUUGGAUUAGCCUAUGAUGGGGUGAAGCAGAGAGACAAAGCUCUGAAGUACUGCAAAGCCUCACUGGCUGAGAGGCGGAAGUAUGCCAAGUGGUCAGUGCGAGAUCUCGUCAUCCCACUCUGUAACUUGGCCGUCAUGAUCAGUGACAACAAGGAAUUUGGUAUUGCCAUUAGGUUAGUCGACGAAGCUUUGGAGAUUCGUGAGAAGAUCGCCUGGGAACACUUGGACACGGCCACAGCCCUCUGCAGCAAGGGAAGAGUACUAAAAAAGUGGAGGAAGUAUUCGGAAGCCAUCGAGUAUUUUGAGAAUGCUUAUCGUGUCCAAGAGGCGUGCGUUAAGACGCAUCACGCCCUAGCAGACAUCGGUAAUGAGAUCGCAUUUUGCUUGACAGGCCUUGGGCGGGUUCAAGAAGCACGUGACCGAUACCAACAAGUGAUCAACAGCAGACAUAGGUUACAACAACAGGAAGAGCUGAAUGCCCUUGUUCUGCAGGCAUUUGGCCGUUUGCUUGAAAUAUCAGAUGACGAUGACUGGUCAAGGACAGCUGCAGACAUGAGCCAGUUCUUGGAGAGUCUUAUUGCCGCCGAAGAAACUCUCGACUCUGAGAGGAGUGUAAGGUUCAGAGAUAAAUUGUACGACAUUCAAACACAGAUAAAUAUGAGGGCAAGUGAGCAAGUAGCAGGAAACAACAACCAUCAGGAACAGAUUGACCUGGCACCAGAUAUUUCAGUCAUGGACCAAGAAAAAGCCCAGUGUGACAAAAUGGCCGUAAAACAGAUGAGUACAGACCGCGAAGACUCCAGAACUGUCAGCCUCGCGAAGAGAAUUUCCAAACUGGAAAUGAACCGCAACAAUUUGUCUCAUACACAGAAUGUUGUCAAAGCAGCGCCAAAAUGCAUCGGCACGACUGAUAUUUUAACGAUGGAGUGUAAAAAUGGUACUGGCAGGGAUAGCAACGAACGUGGAAGCGACGAGACAGAAUGUAAGACUUACCACAGAAAACUCUAUGAACUCUCGCGUAAAUCCAAAGGAGAGAGUGAUCCAAGAACUUCCUCUUCUGCGGACCAUAAAUAUGACGGUCAAUAUUGUCUGAGAGUUACAGCUACUGACCACGAGUGUCCACGGAGAUCACCGGAGGAACACGACGAACGCAUGGGUGAUAAAACUUCUAUGAUAGCAAAUAGUGCUGAAGAUUUAUUAAAGGAGAUUUCACAGGAAAAUCAUACUGGCCCAGUGUUUGAUGUAGAUAUGACAGGUUGUAAGUCUUUAUAUGAAACAAGACAGUUUCCAGAAGACAGAGAGAUGUUAAGCGGAACACAAAGAGCAUCAAGUGACAACACCUUGUUGAAAUGUUGUCCGAACAUGGUGCAUUCACGAGGAUUGCACCAGACUAUCACAUCUGGAUCUCAAUCUGGUGAGGACAUUGACCUGGGCUUCGCAUCAGAUCAAAUCCAGGUGAUGGGUAAAGAAACUCCCUGCUCCGAACCCAAUUCAGUGUACAGUGAACAUAUUCUUGCCGUAACCAACAUCGACUGUCCCAUGAGAACGGAAUUGCCUCAAAUAGACUUAGCAUCAGAAAUCCAAGAUGGUAGACCACUUUUGUCUGAGGGCUCCACACUGAAGGGUGAAAGUGUGGUGUUGUCGGAUUUAGAGACUCUUAAAGGAGACUUAAAAACUUAAAAAGAAAACUUAAAAACAUGACACUAUAUGCUGAAAGGAGCAUAUUUGUUCGAUGUGGUGGUGCAUGCUGCAUAAUUUUGCGAUUUUUCCUCGCCAUACACGUAAAGUCUGAAAACGGCAAUGCUGGCAUAAAUCGCUGAGUCCAUCGCGUCCUCCAUCUUUAAUACCCAAUAAUUUAUGCUGGGGGUGUAUUGCCUCUACGCCAAUGAGAGUCGUUAAAACUGGUGGCUUGUUCGUGUAAACUCGGAACCUGCGCCCAACAUUUCGGUUUCCCGAUCGUCAAGCGGAAAACGAACUGUACUGUUCGCUACCUUAUGGGAAGAAGAGUUCUACCGGAAAUGUACGAACUGUACUUCGGCGGUUUCCGACGGCAAUUCUCCUACUAGCACAGAAGGCUACAGGACUUAGGCAAAAUGGAGUCGCCCACAGCGUAUUUUGGUGCUGACUUUAUUUAUGAUUUAUCAACUUGAGGUACAUGUUAGAAUUUUUUCAUUGCAUGCACCUGCGAGGAAAUUCAUACUCUUUUUCAAUGGUAUUUGUUUGAUAUUUACAUUUUCUUCUCCUUGAAACAGAUGAAUUUCAGAAAGGUGAAUCCCAGGAAUGUGUAAAUAUGAAUGGAAAAGACGUGACGUAGGCGGUUGUGUUCUGGGGUCUAUUUUAGCCCGGCUGUUUUUAACUUACUAAAUUAAAUCCCAUGGCGGGUAACUAUACACACUUGACCUACUCAGCCGUUUUGAACGUAACGGCUCUAUUUUUCUAUUGAAAGCCGUUGCCGUCCUAGUCCAGAUCUUAUUACAGGUUGUAUAUUCCCUGUACUGAUCUUACCACAGUUGAUCCCGUGUACAGAUAUUACCACACAUUGUAGGAUUAACCUGAAAUACAGAUCUUAUCGCAGAAUGUGCGCUAUACAGAUCUUGCCCAGUGUGUACCCUGUACUGAUCUUACCACAGUUGAUCCCGUGUACAGAUAUUACCACACAUUGUAGGCUUAACCUGAAAUACAGAUCUUAUCGCAGAAUGUGCGCUAUACAGAUCUUGCCCAGUGUCUACCCUGUACUGAUCUUACCAUAGAUUGUACAAUGUUCUGAUCUUGCCACAGAUUUUGCCCUGUGCAGAUAUUAGCACAGAUUGUGCCACACUAGUAGUAGUGUCUAAAUAAGGACAGAUAUUUUAUGAGAAAUUCAGACUUGUAAAUCCUCACUUGUAAACUCCGGCUAAAGUCCUUGCACUGCAGUCAGUCAUGCAAUGACACUCAUGUAGGGAAUUUUGACACUCAUGUAGGGAAUUUUGACACUCAUGAAGGGAAUUUUGACACUCAUGUAAGGAAUUUCCAAACCAUUUGUUUUUCUUCUCUGGGAAACACGUUUAACUUGUCACUUUCUUGACAGUAUUAGCCUGCUCUUGCUCGAUCUCUCAAAACGUAUUUUACACUAACAAGUAUUUUGACAUAGUUUUAUACAUAUUAGCAUACUCUUAUAGCAAAAGUAUUAGUAGUAUGAUUUAGUUGUAUAAAUACUUGUUGGCCUGAGUUUAUAGCAUGUAUUAUGAUUGUUAGCUUGGCGUUAUACUAGUACCCAUUCAUUAUACCCCUUAGUAUUAGUUGGAAUGAAUUUACAUUUUGUUAGCAUUACACUCAGUUGAAGUAUUACCCAUUGUUCUCCUAUUUGCAUUCCGUGUAUUAUGUUUGUGUGGUAGGUUUUAGAAAGAGAUUAGUACUAAGAGAGAAUCCUUUUUGAGUGACCGAACACAAAUUUCAUAAUGCCCUGUAAUUAGAAUCUUUAUUAUAUUUCUU
Liolophura sinensis is the source of this 5779-nucleotide messenger RNA. RefSeq lists its product as uncharacterized. The transcript has 12 exons. The record is from RefSeq and is a predicted model, not a curated record. Bases 554 to 3988 code for a protein of 1144 amino acids. Gene Ontology annotation, molecular function: ADP binding; protein binding. NCBI's taxonomy places the organism in Eukaryota, Metazoa, Mollusca, Polyplacophora, Chitonida, Chitonidae.